Messenger RNA from Microplitis demolitor, 537 nucleotides. RefSeq names its product 60S ribosomal protein L27 (gene RpL27). NCBI's taxonomy places the organism in Eukaryota, Metazoa, Arthropoda, Insecta, Hymenoptera, Braconidae. The coding region runs from base 72 to 476 and encodes 134 amino acids. Gene Ontology annotation, biological process: translation. Gene Ontology annotation, cellular component: cytosolic large ribosomal subunit; ribosome. The transcript has 4 exons. The record is from RefSeq and is a predicted model, not a curated record. Gene Ontology annotation, molecular function: structural constituent of ribosome.
CUGUAAUUCAAGAAAACUUGAGAGAGGUUAGAUCUUUUUUUCCUGUACACGGUGGACAUAAGCUUGCCAAAAUGGUAAAAAUUAUGAAAGCCGGUAAAGUCGUACUGGUCCUCAGUGGCCGGUACGCUGGCCGCAAGGCCAUUGUUGUCAAAAAUUACGAUGAUGGAACUGCAGAAAAACCCUACGGACACGCUUUGAUUGCAGGAAUUGACCGCUAUCCCAGAAAAGUCCAUAAGCGUAUGGGUAAAGGAAAAAUUCACAAGCGAUCCAAAAUAAAGCCAUUCGUCCGCGUUUUAAAUUACAAUCACUUGAUGCCGACCCGAUACACGGUCGACUUACCUUUGGACAAGGUAACACCUAAAGACCUGAAAGAUCCAGUCAAGAGGAAAAAAGUGAGAUUUCAGACUCGUGUAAAAUUCGAGGAAAGGUACAAGAUGGGCAAGAACAAAUGGUUCUUCCAAAAGUUAAGAUUUUAAAUUGGCUUCAUUUACUAUAAAAAAUAAGAGGAAUUCAAUAAAAAAAACUGAUAAAAAUAUA